GGGCGGAGCGGCUGCGGGGGGUGGCGGAGGCCGGCGGCUGGGAGGGCAGAGCCGGCCGGGCCGCGCGGGGCUGGCUGGCUGGCAGAGCCCUUCCGCGGACACGGUUUCCCCGCGGGAGAUCGGGAGCGCGCGGGGGAGCGCGCACAGCCGCUCGCUUCCACCAGCCCAGAGCGCGCGAGCAUCUCUGCUGCAGCCGGGCCGGGCAGACGGCUCUGCUGCAGUUUCCACGAGCCCAGGAGACUGCCAGGCGCCCGCCGCCUCCCCUGGGUAUCAAGCCCAGAAGACCGCUCUCCCCAGCAUCGGCUGGAAUGCUUACGGAGUCUCCUGAAAGCUUCUAAGCCUGACUCUGAGGACCCAGCUGGAGAAUGCCUUCCGAACACUGCCUCAGUAUUCAAGAGAUGCUGACGGGCCAGAGGCUGUGCCACUCGGAAUCCCACAAUGACACUGUCCUCGCGGCACUGAAUCAGCAAAGAAGUGAUGGUAUCCUCUGCGAUGUGACCCUGAUUGCGGAGGAACAGAAAUUCCAUGCUCACAAGGCCGUCCUAGCAGCCUGCAGUGACUAUUUCCGGGCAAUGUUCAGUCUUUGUAUGGUGGAGAGUGGAGCCGAUGAAGUGAAUCUUCGUGGCGUGACCAGCCUGGGCUUACAGCAGGCUCUGGAGUUUGCGUACACAGGACAGAUUUUGUUGGAGCCAGGAGUGAUCCAGGAUGUGUUGGCAGCUGGCAGUCACCUACAGCUGUUGGAGCUUCUCAAUCUGUGUUCCCACUAUCUCAUCCAGGAACUAAAUAGCUUUAAUUACUUGGAUCUGUACAGACUUGCUGACCUCUUUCACCUCACAUUGUUGGAGAAGGCAGUGAUAGACUUCCUGGUGAAGCACCUCUCUGAGCUCCUGAAGAGCCGCCCAGAGGACGUUCUCACAUUGCCCUACUGCUUGCUUCAGGAGGUGCUGAAGAGUGACCGCCUGACCUCACUGAGUGAAGAGCAGAUCUGGCAGCUGGCUGUGAGGUGGCUGGAUCACAACUGCCACUACCAGCACAUGGACGAGCUCCUGCAGUACAUCCGCUUCGGCCUCAUGGAUGUGGAUACUCUCCACACGGUCGCCCUCGCCCACCCCCUGGUCCAAGCCAGUGAGACGGCCACUGCCCUUGUCAACGAGGCCCUGGAAUACCACCAAAGCCUCUAUGCACAGCCUGUGUGGCAGACGCGCAGGACCAAACCGCGAUUCCAGUCAGAUACUCUCUAUAUCAUUGGUGGGAAAAAGCGUGAGGUCUGUAAAGUCAAGGAACUUCGGUACUUCAACCCCGUGGAUCAGGAGAACGCCCUCAUAGCCGCCAUUGCCAACUGGAGUGAGCUGGCGCCCAUGCCGGUGGGAAGGAGCCAUCACUGUGUGGCCGUCAUGGGGGACUUCCUGUUUGUAGCAGGCGGGGAAGUGGAGCACGCCAGCGGCCGGACGUGUGCCGUGAGGACGGCCUGUCGCUACGAUCCUCGCAGUAAUUCCUGGGCAGAGAUAGCACCCAUGAAGAACUGCCGCGAACACUUUGUGCUGGGCGCCAUGGAUGAGUACCUCUAUGCAGUCGGGGGCAGGAAUGAACUGCGUCAGGUUCUGCCCACAGUUGAGAGAUACUGCCCCAAGAAGAACAAGUGGACCUUUGUGCAGCCCUUUGACAGAUCCCUUUCGUGUCACGCCGGAUACGUGGCUGACGGUCUUCUUUGGAUAUCAGGUGGCGUGACUAACACAGCACAGUAUCAAAACAGACUGAUGGUGUACGAGCCUAACCAGAAUAAGUGGAUAAGCCGCAGCCCCAUGCUACAGAGAAGGGUCUAUCACUCCAUGGCUGCUGUGCAGAGGAAGCUUUAUGUUCUUGGAGGCAAUGACCUAGAUUAUAAUAAUGACCGGAUUCUUGUGCGUCAUAUAGACUCUUACAACAUUGACACUGAUCAGUGGACACGCUGUAAUUUCAACUUGUUGACUGGCCAGAAUGAAUCUGGAGUUGCUGUCCAUAAUGGGAGAAUAUAUUUAGUUGGUGGAUAUUCAAUUUGGACAAAUGAGCCUCUGGCUUGUAUCCAGGUAUUGGACGUAAGCAGAGAAGGCAAAGAAGAGGUGUUCUAUGGACCCACACUUCCCUUUGCUUCAAACGGAAUAGCAGCGUGCUUCCUUCCGGCUCCAUAUUUCACAUGCCCUAAUCUUCAGACUCUUCAAGUGCCUCACCACAGGAUCGGCACUGUCUGAAAAGCCAGCACUCUGUCAGCCACCACCACCAGGAGAGCGAUGAGAGCUCGAUAUCUGGAUACGGGGCAUGAACAUCCUCAGCGCCCGAUGCUUCCCUGUCUUGUUUUACAGGUCUAAAAUUGUGAGAAAUACUAGCAAAAAAAAAAUGAAUAAUUUUCUAAAACAUAUUACUGAGAACUUUGCCACUUCUUUUGGUGUAUGUUAACAUACAAUGUGUGACUUUUGUUGUGGUGCACCUUACUGUCAUCCUACUGGCACGCUACUGUUUCAUGGAUCUUUAAAACAUUCCUUGUAACCCUGUUAUAAUCAGUGCUGUUGGAUCAUGUGACACUGUUAGUAAGGCACCUUUGACACAUGGCUUCAGUUUUCUCAUAUCCUUCUGUACCUAUGCCUUUCACUAAACAUUAGCGGGCCAUUUUUCAAACUUAACAUUCUGCAGCUCUGCUCAGAAGAACUUCAGCAGGAUGACAUCAUAAGCUUUAAGUGCCAUAUUUUAUUCAAGGUGUUAGGAGUAACAGACUUGGAAAACUUAGUUUCCAACCUCCGUUACGCUGACCUUGUAUCAGAACUUUAUAGGGCUUAGGUUUCUCACCCUUGAAAGAGGAUAAUUACUAAUUUUCACAUUAACUGAAAAAAAAAAUAUAUAUAUCUUGAGGAUUAGGCAAAUCUUCAGAACUUUGCCUAAGAAAAAGUUUUACUCAAAUUCUAAGAUGUUUUACUGUCUUUAGAGUGCUGUAACUGAAACCACAUUAUUUUCAAGUUUUUAAAUUUCAAGAUGGAAUGUAGAAAAGGUCCUGUGGGAUAAAUGAGUCUGAGAGCAUCAGAAAGACAGUGCACCUAUCCUAAGUAAGAAAGCCAAAGAUCCCUAAACUUGUACAAAUACUUGCCUCAAAGAAUUCUCUUAAAUGCCUAAUCUAAAAUUUAAAAAAAAAAAUUAGCUAUACUAACCAUGGCACCAUAGAAGGCUGUGACAUAAGACUGAGCUGAGAGUCAGCAGAUAUAAUAGACAUUUUCCAAAUUGUUAAAGGCUAUGUCAGUCUUGUGUACUUGUGGGAUUUUCUGCCACUGCCAAUACAUUUUUGUUGUUUUUUCUUUUCUUUUCUUUUCUUUUUUUUACUACCACCAGUUUUAAUAAUGCACAAUUUUUUUGUAGUAUAGAUUUUUGGGUUUGCUUUAUCUCUAACUAAAAAUGAAUCACCUUAAAAAUUCAACAUGUCUGUUUUUUCUAAUCUUGCCAAGACUUAAGGUCAUUUUUAUUAAAGGGAAGGCUAUUUUCUCUCAGCUGCUGAGUCAUUUGCUUAUGUCAUAGAAAUUGUCUGUUUUACUUGAAUAAUCACUUUUUUAAAUCAUCAUAAGUAAAUGAAAAAAAAUAAUAAUCCUUUUCUUUUUGUUCAGGGUGAUCUUCAAUUGGCUACAUAGCUAUGCUGGUGUCCAACUCAUGAUCCUCCCAAAUAAAACAAUCUUCUUACCUUAACAAAUUCAUUAAUUUUACACAAUGCUAUAUGAUACCUGAUAUAAACAAUCUCUAUAACAGUUGCUGGGGUUACAGGACAGGAAGUGACAGAAAGGGUAAAAAAACAAAACCAAAAAACAGAAGUUCAAACAGGAACAAGGAGCAUGUGGACUGUGAACAGUGACAGCUGAUGCAGGUAAAUGGCGAGACCAUUUUUAAAAGCUGCCUCUGAGCCUUCAGAAAUAAACUUACAUGUUCUGAAUGGAAAGUGCACUCCUGCCUCUCUGAUUUGUUUCAGCACAGACCUAAAUAAGAAAUGUUUCAGACUUUCUACUUGGUAUAGGAAUUUUCUCUCUAGUAGUUGAUCAUGUAAAAUCAUUAAGUUCUAUUUAUGUUCCCAGGUCCUAUACCCACUGAAUAAAAGAAAAUGGCUUAAAAAUAAGCAUGCCUGACUGAUAAUGGUAAGGGAGCUUGAGAUGAUCUUAGAAUGUUCCCUGAUUCGUUUCUAACUAUUCACUUAGGCCAGCAUAAAUUACCAAUUGCUCCUUGCUGGUCCUCAUGGUUCACUUUCUGCAAAGUUUGGACAUAUUCUAUUCUUCACAUGUAAAAUUAAAAAACAGCAUCAAAAGUGUCAUAUUCUUUUAGUAAAAAGAAAAAAAAGAUUGCUUAAUUGGACUCUUUUCUGCAAAAUCAUCUACAAUGAAGAUAAUCUGUGAAAUUAUACUUGAUAUAUAUAAGCAAAUCUCACCUGAACUACUCAGCUGUAUUCCCACCUAUUAUUUAAGUGUAGCAGCCUAUAGUAACUUAUCUCCCAUCUUCAAUCUUCAGAAUUAAAGACUGUAUUUUACUUUCCACAUAAGACCAUAAGACCUUGAAGCACUUAAACAUCAAAUGAGGAUUUUACCUUAAAAAACUAAAACAAAAAGUUUCAACAAUCAUUCUACUAUGAGAGGAAACUAGCAAAGACACAGCUCUCUAUCUAAAAUGUAAGAUGCAAUAAACUCCUAAUCUUUAAAAAUAAAA
This is a messenger RNA of Psammomys obesus (fat sand rat), 4704 nucleotides long. RefSeq names its product kelch like family member 32 (gene Klhl32). The transcript is spliced from 11 exons. The record is from RefSeq and is a predicted model, not a curated record. Lineage: Eukaryota; Metazoa; Chordata; Mammalia; Rodentia; Muridae. Gene Ontology annotation, molecular function: protein binding. The coding region runs from base 366 to 2228 and encodes 620 amino acids.